Nipponia nippon (crested ibis) is the source of this 1089-nucleotide messenger RNA. Lineage: Eukaryota; Metazoa; Chordata; Aves; Pelecaniformes; Threskiornithidae. The record is from RefSeq and is a predicted model, not a curated record.
AUGGCUAACCCUGUCCCGUCAGCCUGCUGCGUGGUGCUCGCCGCGGUGGUGGUGGUGUACGCCCAGAGACACAGCCAACAGGACAGCCACAUCCAGUAUGAGCGGGUAGGUGCAGAUGUGACCAUGAAGUGUGGCUCCAUGGACUGGGACGCAGCUGUGACCUGGACAGCCAACGGCACCGACAUCGAUGAGUCCCACCUGAACGGGUCCUACCUGAUCCUGAAGAAUGUCGACCUGACACAAAGCGGCCAGUACUCCUGCUACGAGGGCUCCUCCUGGCACCUCAAAUACCAGACCUACCUGAGGGUGGGAACCCCGCCGAAGGACCCAGUGCUGAUGUGCCGGUCCAACAACUACCCGAAGGGUUUCUACUGCAGCUGGCACCUGCCUACUCCCACCUACAUCCCCAACUCCUUCAACAUCUCCGUCGUACACGGCACGAGAGAGAUGGUCUGUGAGAAGGAUGUCUUUCCCAAAAACAGGUGUCACAUCAGAUACCUCCAGCUCUUCUCGACGGUGAAGUACAAGGUGACUCUGACAGUCACGAAUGCUCUGGGCAAAAACUCCACCACUCUCACCUUUGACGAGUUCGCCAUAGUAAAGCCGGACCCUCCAGAGAGCGUGGUCGCCAAACCUGUGCCCAAUAACCCUCGGAGGCUGGAGGUGUCAUGGCAAAACCCCUCGUCCUGGCCGGACCCCGAGUCUUUCCCACUCAAGUUCUUCCUGCGGUAUCGGCCUCUCAUCCUGGACCAGUGGCAACACGUCGAGCUGUCAGAUGGGACAUCACACACCAUCACGGAUGCCUACGCUGGCAAGGAGUACAUCAUCCAGGUGGCAGCCAAAGACAACGACAUCGGCACGUGGAGCGACUGGAGCGUGGCUGUCCAUGCCACCCCCUGGACGGAGGAGCCCAAGCAUCUCACCACGGAGGCCCAGGUGACAGAGACAACGAGCGCUAGCACCUCCUCUUUCAUGCCGCCCCCCACCACCAAGAUCUGCGACAAGGGGGCCGUGGUGGGCAGCGGGGCCGUGGCAGUGUGUUGGACAGCUGGACUGGUCUUGGCUGCCUAUGGUGUCCUGUUUAUUUAG